CCUCUUGGCUGCAGGAGUUGGUGGCCACACUAGGAUCUACCCUUGCAGGUCGCCCUGCUGGCCUCAAGCUGGCGUGUUGGCUCCCAAGGUAAGGGGGCAGCGGCUAGAGGAUGGCCUCUCCUUCCAAACAGGGCUCCCCUGGUGGGGCUGGGUUGCUACAAGGGAGCAGGACCCGGUCGUACGGCAGUCUCGUGAAAACAGUUACCUCGCCGGCGCGGGAGAGGCGGGUUGAACAUCGCCUGGAGCCCGGGGACACCCUCCAGGGGUUGGCAGUCAAGUAUGGGGUCACGACGGAGCAGAUCAAGAGGGCCAACCGGCUUUACACCAACGACUCCAUCUUCCUCAAAAAGACUCUCUACAUCCCAGUGCCGGUUGAACCCAAGGCAUUGUUGUCCAACGGAUUAAAUCUUGACGAGGAAGAGGGGGAGGAGGAGGGGAAGGUGAGAGAAGAGGCAGGAGCUGGUCAUCCCGAGGCCAGCAAGAAGCAGAAGCAGCCACGGAAGAACAGGGCCUCACUGGGCUCAGCCCCCAAGCACGAUCUCACUGCUGCCGACUUCCUCUUCAAACUGGACUCUGAGAUCCGCCGCUCCAAGCAGGCUGCCACAAAGAAGUUGCGGGAGGGGGGCAGCGUGGUUUCUGGAGACGAACCAGGACCCAGCCACGUGCCCGCCUCCUCUUCCUCCUCCUCCUCCUCCUCCUCCUAUCAGAAUGAGCCUUCUCUGUGUGCCCAGCAGCGUGCCGUCCUGGGCCCCGUGCCGCUCACCAAAAUUGCCCAUGCUGACACCCUCCGUGACCAAGAGGACGAAAUCUUCAAGCUGUGAUUGCUGCUGUAUCCCUCCUGCCUCUCCGGCCAUCCUUGGGUCGACCACCAUUAGUGAGAGCCCCCCCCGUCUGUGUCUGUCCCCCCCUUGCUGUCACCAACCAUAAGGGGACUGUCCCUCUGGAGGAGGGGUCAGGGAGGUGGCGGGUGGCCCUUCCAGUCACCCCGUAGAUGGGCAAUGAGGGGGGGGUCCCUGUGCUGUCAGAAGUGUUAGUCAUCGCGAUUGCUCGUCCAUCCAGAUUUGGAUUCUGAAUGGACUUUUCUGUGUCUUCUUUGUUCUGUGUCCUUGACUUCUGUGGUUCCCCCCCACCCCUCGCACCUUGGCCAGCUCCUUGAAAGUCCGGAUGAAAACCUGGAGCGGGUUCCGCUGCCCCACUGACAUUGCAAGCCACCACUGGGGUGGGGAACCCCCUCUCCAUCCCAAAAAUCGCCUUUGGGCUGGAGGAGUUGUGGGAUCCGCCUCCCCCAGAGGAAUUCCAGGAGAGGCUGACCAUUUGGCAAGGGGCGGGUGACACCUUUCGCUUGACUCAAUGGUGGAAUAAGCAAGCCGCUGUAGCACACCCCUCUUGGAUCUAAAGCCUUUUCUCUCUCUCUCUCUCUCUCUCCCCCCCCCACUUAGAUAGAUAAAUUUUAUUUCGAUCCAAGACCAGCAAAUCCUCCCCACUUUUGAUCUUGUUGUUGGGGCCUCUGGGGCUUCUUGUGCUGCCUACUCCUGUGAUUAAAACCAACUGGCAGUUUUUGCUGACUUGUCUCUGCUCGAUGUGCUUGGCCCGACUGCGUCUGUUCAUUUCCCCCACUCCCCUCUCUGUGGGGUUAUCUACUGUGGUAAGCGACAGCCUGAGUUUCCAGGGUGCCCAUGGCAAAUAAAUUCAUGCAUUGCCCCCACACACUCCUGUUGCAUCUCUGUGUGAUUACACCCUUCUGGUUUUGCCAGGGUGCAAUAGGGUUUCCCCCAAUGCAGAGGGUGCCCGCCACCUCUCUGCACGAGUCAAUGAUCUGAGCUAAAUUUUUUCCCCUUCAGUAGGAGGCACAUACAGACCAAUUAUUCAAAAAGAAGGGGUGGGGGUGGAAUAUGUGACAUGCAGGGUGGCUGUUUUUUUUUUAAACUCGCACUCUUUUUCAGAAGGGAGAACAUUUUCUGGAUGUAUGACAUUCCAGGACUCGGGGGGGGGUGCACUUCAUGCUGGGGUAUGUGCCAAAACUCCAUGUACAGGGUCAGUCUAUCUGAUGAGCUGGGGGCUGAAUUGCCACCAGUGUGGCCCACUCCUCAGCCGUUGCCCCCAUUCCAAAUUGGCCUCCCCCCAUUUCAAAAGUAGUUGUCGACCAGCACCCUGGGUUAGGGAUUGAGUAUGGGGUGGGUAGGAAUUUGGUCUGGUUCACAUUUUAAUGCAAACCCACCUAAUUCACAUUUCGUGAAAUGGUAGGCAAACUGAACUACAGCUGUCCUUCAGAAUUCACCCGUAAAGGUGGACCAAUGCAUUGACAUUAGACGAAAGCAUUCAUAAACGUGCACAUAUCUGUGAAAACGAUGGGCCAAACUGCAUUAUAUUGGGGAAAAUGGCUUGCAGAAAGAAAGAAAAAGUGUCAAUUUGGUAAAAUUGCUUGCAAAAAUGUGUAUUAUGAGGAGAGAUGCACACUAAAAUGUGGAUGAGUUUCCAUGAGGAGUUUUUUUUUAAUUGCACACUGAUCUGUGGAUAUGAAGAACUGAAUUUAAGCUUGGAAACAUGACACACUGAAAUUCAAAACUGAAAUCAACAGAUUUGCCCAUUCCCUGCCUUAGACAAGUGGAUUGGACCGGGUGAAUCUGCAGGAGAUUCUCAGGUUUGACGUGACAGGCUGUCACAAAGAAGCUAUAGGAACUUGUGCUUUGAA
Rhineura floridana is the source of this 2692-nucleotide messenger RNA. RefSeq names its product LysM domain containing 1 (gene LYSMD1). The coding region runs from base 111 to 821 and encodes 236 amino acids. Lineage: Eukaryota; Metazoa; Chordata; Lepidosauria; Squamata; Rhineuridae. The transcript is spliced from 3 exons. The record is from RefSeq and is a predicted model, not a curated record.